Pieris rapae (cabbage white) is the source of this 789-nucleotide messenger RNA. RefSeq names its product cytochrome c oxidase subunit 4 isoform 1, mitochondrial-like. The record is from RefSeq and is a predicted model, not a curated record. NCBI's taxonomy places the organism in Eukaryota, Metazoa, Arthropoda, Insecta, Lepidoptera, Pieridae. The transcript is spliced from 4 exons. Gene Ontology annotation, biological process: mitochondrial electron transport, cytochrome c to oxygen. Bases 162 to 686 code for a protein of 174 amino acids.
UAAUUCUAAUGAAAAUCUUCAACGAGAAUAGAUUUGAAUAUGAUAUAGGCAACAGUUUGACAAAUACAUAAGAACUCUUUAACAUUUACGCAAAGUUGAAUAAAAAACUAACUCAAUAUCAGUGACGUAACGUCACUGGUUGUGACUUCCUGACCCCCGGAAUGUUGUCGAAUUUCUCCUCUUUGCCAAUAAAAUGUGGAGCAUUCGGCCUCACAGUGAGAACGACGUACAAUUGUUCUCGUAUAGGUAACCGCGACUGGGUGGGUCACGGGGUCAAUGGUAUGGCUAAUUACAAGGAUGAUGCCCAUUUCCCGUUCCCUGCUGUACGCUUUAAAGAGAACACCAGAGAUAUCUGUGCUCUUCGUGAGAAGGAGAAGGGGGACUGGCGGCUACUAUGCUGCGAAGAAAAGAAGGCUUUAUACCGGGCGUCAUUCUGCCAAACAUUCUCGGAGUUCCAGCACCCGACGGGCCAGUGGAAGUUCUGUGUGGGCUGGGCGCUGUUCAUCACUUCCUUCACUUUCUGGAUGGUCAUGUUCAACCACUACUAUGUAUGGGAACCUCUGCCGAGCUCGUUCUCAAAGGAAUCUCAGAAGGCUCAACUUCGAAGAAUGCUCGAGCUACGCGUUGCACCGAUUGAUGGGCUUUCCUCGCGUUGGGACUAUGACAACGACCGAUGGAAGAAAUAAUUCGUGCAGUGAUUAAGCCAGAAGUGACGUUAUUUAAUUAUUAUUUUAAUUAAAAUUUAAUUUAAACUUGUUUUAAAAAAGCUUAUUCAUUUUCUUUCUUGUA